AUCUGCCAACGCUAUCCUACAAUCUUUCUUCCUCGUUCAGGUUUUGAUUCUCUAUCCUCCCCUUUCCUCCUCUUCCUGAUUGAAUCCGUAUCUUUUCACAUCUCCUCAACGAGAAAACUCGAGGUUAUCCCCCAAACGCGUCCUCUAAGCGCCUUUUCCUCACCGCAGCCUUCUCUCUUCUCGUCCUCUCCUAAGGGAGGUCCCACACAUCUCGACUCCUAAACUCCUAACACCCGGACCUUUAUUUCUCUUUUCCACCCUUUCCCCUACUCCCUCAUCACUCUAAGCGGGAUAUUCAUUUUUCUGACCCGUCGCGGUCUGUUCCACCCAUCUAUGCGCGUCUACACGCGUGCUAGGAGGAUCGCCCCGUCGUGGGUCCUACUCUAACGAUCCUGGCGCCCCUCCGAGAGUAAUGCCAGGGCUCGCUGGCCCCUUGGGGGCCCCGAAUUCCGGGUAUCCUCCCACUCGGGAGGUUAUCGACCUAACGCUUGAUGAUAUGGAUGUGGACGAAAUCCAAAACCACCGGCCUCCUGAACAUCCAACACAAUUGAACGGGGUGUCGGCAGGCCUGAAGAAGGAACCUAAUGGCGAUCAGGUUACUUUCGUGUCGACCCUCGCCCAUCGGGCGCAAUCAUUAAGUCCGCAAAAGCAGAAGCAAAAAUCUCUGGACAAUGCGGGCUUUCUUGUUUCAAAGAAUACAGAAACAUCAUCCUCGGCCUAUCAUCACAGUCCCUACGAUGAUAGCGGGGAUAAUGAGCUUUCUUAUCGUGUCGCGUCUACGGUUAUCCCCCAGAAGCGUAAAAGCCAGAGCGCCGAGGGGACGGACGUGAAUGAUUCUUCGGAUGAAUUAUCCUUGCCAUUUGUCUCUCAAAAUACUGUCCUUGAGAAUGAAGUGGGCUCUUCAUCCACUGGCCCCAGUCUUAAGGCGCUUGGGAAGAGGGCCGCGAUUGCCCCGAAGACCCCAAGCCCGGCACCUCAUUUACCCCCUCAGGACUCCGUGAGCGUUGUGAUUCCUUCUCCCUCAGCGGCUCAGAGGAAGCAGAUGAAACCGUCGCUCAAGCCUGAAUUCAUCGGCAUCUGUGAACGGUACUUUCCAACUGGCCGAGAAGAGCAGAUCAAGGCCCAGCGACGUGCAUACCCGAUUGCUAAACCUGCCACUGUUGACAAGAAGGUGAUCCCGUUCACGAUUGCAAAGCCAACGCCAACGAAGCCGGAGCCUAAAAAGCCCGGUGCUUCCCUCUCCCUGGCGAGAAGCGUGUUCCCCUCUCAUGCUUCCGCCUCAAACCGAGUUACAGAGCCUGUCACCAGCGCUUCAACUGCAAAGUUUCUUCGCAAGAAGCUCCGGAAGAAACUGAAGCGAAUUUGUGGCGGUCCGGAAACCUUGUUUGAAAUUGAUGAUGAGAAACUAGCUGCCCUGUCUGCCAAUUUCUUCUUUGUUGGCGACUAUCGACUCGGGCCCGGCGUCACGCCAGUCGACGACGAUUUUCUCACCGGCUGUGACUGUGGCACCGUUUGUGAUCCUAAUACCUGCGGCUGCCUGAUUGAGGAGGUCGAUAGUGAUGAACUGAUCGUGGCCUAUGAACGACUAGAUUCCGGAAAAGUCGUCUUGCGAAAGGACUUUCUGGACCGAAAAGCAAUGAUCUCCGAGUGCAGCUCCCGAUGCCUUUGUGCCGGGAGCAACUGCUGGAACCACGUCGUCCAGCGCGGUCGUCAGGUCCGCCUGGAAGUGUUCGAUACUGGCGAGCGUGGACUCGGUCUGCGGUGUCUGGAGCCUCUUAUCACCGGCCAAUUCGUCGAUUGCUAUUUCGGUGAAGUGAUCACUAAGAAAGACGCCGAUGCUCGCGAAUCCGCCAACGAAGGCAAGCCGUCUUAUCUCUUUAACUUGGACUGGCUCCUCGGUAAUGGACAUCAUACCUACGAGGAGAGCUAUGUCGUUGACGGGCAGAAAUUCGGCUCCGCCACGAGGUUCAUCAACCAUUCUUGCAAUCCCAAUUGCAAGAUCAUCCCCGUUUCGACCAAUCGCCUCUCUGACCAGCGGCUCUACUAUCUUGCCUUUUUUGCCAUUCGCGACAUUCCCGCCAAUACAGAGCUUACGUUUGAUUACCACCCGAAAUGGGAUCAAGAGAAGCAGAUUGACCCUAACGCUGUCAAAUGUCUCUGCGGCGAACCGAAUUGCCGAGGCCAGCUGUGGCCUAAUAUUCGCAAAAAGGGCAACAAAGAGGAAUAGUCUUUAGUCCUCCUGACAGGAUGAUCCUUUUGUCGCCCGACCCUACCUGCGACUCCACGAAGCCGAGCCUUUGGGCUGUUACCUCCUCUCCAUCCUCCAUUUCACCACCCUCCUUCCUCAUAAAACAUACAUUUCAGCACAGCGAUGGUCCUUCUUCUCCUUGCCAUUUGGCGUGUUUGUGUUUAGAGCAUCUGCAUACAUAGGCGAGAGGCGCAAUGAUUGUAGCAUCACCUUUACAUCUGAGCUUUUACAUACCCUGACGAUAAUAACGACGGAGCAUCAAUGCAUA
Molecule: messenger RNA, 2516 nt
Organism: Penicillium brasilianum
Lineage: Eukaryota; Fungi; Ascomycota; Eurotiomycetes; Eurotiales; Aspergillaceae
Source: the annotation of a GenBank genome assembly